Messenger RNA from Closterium sp. Yama58-4, 5277 nucleotides. Lineage: Eukaryota; Viridiplantae; Streptophyta; Zygnematophyceae; Desmidiales; Closteriaceae. The record is from the annotation of a GenBank genome assembly.
AUGCCUGCCGAGUUUCUCACUAGCAACCCCCCCCCGCUCUGGAUCACUCUCUACCACAUCGUCACCCGCCUCCCUGACUCUCUGCGCGCAGUCAGGGACCACUUCCUCUCUCGCUCCCCCACUGAGCUCACUGUUGCCCUCCUCGAGAAGGAACUGCUUGCAGCUGAGGCGAGCAUCGUCGCUGUAGGCACCUCUCGUGGCGACCCCCGCACCCCGUUCUUUGAGGGGUGUUCCCCUUCCCCCCUCCUCCCCUCUGUCGCCUCUGCUGCUGCUGUCGACCUUCUUGGUGCUGAGAAGGUCGGGACCGCGUCUGCUUCGAGCGGGCGCCGCAGGAACAAGGGGGGCAGGGGUGGGGGUGGCGGCGGAGGAGGUGGGGGUGGAGGCGGUGGGAGUGGAGGCGCGGCUGGGGAGACUAGUGGCGGCAGUGGGGGAGGAGACAGCAGCGGUGGGAGUGGUGGUGGAGGCGGCAGCGGAGGCGGAGGUGGUCGUGGCGGCGGCAGGGGUGGAGGUGGCCGGGGCGGCGGCGGUGGGGGUGGUGGUCGUGGAGGCACUGGCGGAGGGCAGAGUCAGCAGCCCGCCCCGACGCUUCAGGCCGCCCGUGAGUGGUAUGCGCAGCGUAGCGUUACCUGCACGUACGUCAUUCGCACAGGUGACCGCAGCGGCCAGCAGUGUGGGAGGCCGCACCCCACGCAGCGCUGCUUCGCGCGCCUUAACGACGCGUGGCGCACUCAGUUUCCUGCUGCCACUGAGCUGCCGCGCUGGGCUGAUCUGGAAAAGAGGGGUGUUGAUAUUUGGGCUUUAGACUUUGAUGCUAUUCUCACUGCCAUGUAUGCGAUGUCUAUUAGUGGAGAGGGUGCUCAAUACUUGCGUGUUCCGCCCGACCCGGGCAUUCAGGCCAGUCCGGCUGCCGCUCUAGGUGCUAGUGCGUCUGCUCCCACAGGUCCUGGUGAGGCUGCAGCCCUAGGUGCUCGUGCGUCCGUGCCCCCUGGUACUGAGUCGACUGCAGCACUGCACACCUUCACACUGGACUCAGGUGCUUCUCGCUCCUUCUUUCGUGACCGCACUGUCCUUGAGCCACUCGCUCGGCCAGUUGCUGUCUCCCUUGCUGACCCCUCUGGGGGUCCGGUCAUUGCGACCUCCUCCACUGUCCUUCCUUGUCCGGCGGUCCCGUCCGGCACGCUGUCAGGUCUCUACCUCCCCUCGUUCUCUACGAACUUGGUGGCAGGUAGUGCGCUCCAGGACGGGGGUGUUCACCAGUUCACCCCUGCCUACGAGCGCGUGACACACUGCACGUGUGCUCGGACGGGUCGCCACCUGGCUACCUUCACUCGGGAGCCGGGGUCGGACCUUUACACACUGACCACUGAGUCCCCUCAGGUAGCUGCGUCCGCGUCUGCGUCUGCGUCAGGUCAGCUGUCCGCCCCCUGCUCGUGUCGCUCUCUGGCGCAUGAGACUGUCCUUUGGCACCACCGCCUUGGUCACCCGUCUGUGCAGCGCCUUCGGGCCAUGCACAAACGGGACCUUGUUGCUGGUCUUCCCAGGGUGCUCCCUCCCCUUCCCGACUCGCCUGCUCCUCCCUGUAUUCCCUGUGUCGAGGGACGGCAGCGCGCCGCUCCUCACUCCUCCUCCUUUCCCCCGACGACUGCUCCCUUGCAGACGCUCCACAUGGACGUGUGGGGCCCAGCCCGCGUCCGUGGUCAGGGUCAGGAGAGAGGUGGGGAGUUUUCCUCUGGCCUCUUGGAGGCCUUCUGUCAGCAGGAGGGCAUUGAGCAGUCGUACACGCUUCCGGCCUCUCCACAGCAGAAUGGGGUUGCUGAGCGCCGCAUUGGUCUGGUCAUGGAGGUCGCUCGUACCUCCUUGAGCCAUGCGGCUGCCCCCCAUUUUCUGUGGCCGUUUGCAGUCCGAUACGCUGCGCAUCAGCUCAACCUCUGGCCCCGUGUCUCCUUGCCCGAGACUUCUCCGACACUGCGUUGGACGGGAGAGGCUGGCGAUGCGUCGCGUUUUCGGGUCUGGGGAUCCCGAGCUUUUGUCCGCAACACGUCCGCGGACAAGCUCUCCCGUCGCGCUGUCCCCUGCGUCUUCCUUGGCUUUGUCCCGGACGCCCCUGGCUGGCAGUUCUACCACCCCACCUCGCGUCGUGUCCUGGCCUCUCAGGACGUCACUUUUGACGAGUCCGUCCCCUACUACCGCCUCUUCCCCUACCGCACUGCCCCGCUCCCCCCCCCGCCUCUCUUCCUCGCUCCAGGUGCUGAGGUACCAGACCCCCUCCCCCCUCAGGGUGCCGCUCCCUCAUGUGUGUCCCAGGUAGACCCGGGUGAGCCUGUCGAGGUAGCUGUUGACUCUCGUCCUGCUAGGGGUGCUGAGCCUGGGGGUGCUGCGUCUGGGGGUGCUGAGCCUGGGGGUGCUGCGUCUGGGGGUGCUGAGCCUGGGAGUGCUGAGUCUGGGGGUGCGGAGCCUGGGGGUGCUGAGCCAGGAGGUGCGGAGCCUGGAGGUGCGGAGCCUGGAGGUGCUGAGCCUGGGGGUGCUGAGUCUGGGGGUGCUGAGCCUGAGCGUGCUACACCUGGAGGAGCCCUCUCCUCCCAGCAGCUGCAGGAGAGGUACCUCGAGUACUGCCGCCUCCGGAGAGGUGCUGCUGGAGCUCGUCCCGGUACUUCCCCUCCUACCCAGGAGCUCCCCCCCAUUCAGCAGAUCCGCGAGUGGUACACACGGCGCUGCAGUCUUCGGAGUGGUGCUCCUGGUGCUGCGGACCCUGGGGGUGGCGCUGCUGCUGGUGCUGAGGACCCGGGCGGUGGCGCUGCUGCUGGUGCUGAGGACUCGGACGCUGGAGCUGAGGACCCGAGCGGUGGCACUGCUGCUGCUGCUGAGGACCCGGGCGUUGGAGCUACUACUGGUGCUGAGGACCCGGCCGGUGGAGCUACUGCUGGUGCUGUGGACCCGGACGCUGGAGCUCCUACUGGUACUGAGGACCCGGCCGCUGGAGUCUCCUCUGCUUCCGGAGACGCUGUGCGGCCGCGACCGUACUUCGUACCGCUCCUUCAGCAGGUUCUUGGGCAGACUCCUCCUCCUUGUCCUCCUCCCUCCGUAGAGUGUCCUCCGCCUGUCCAGCCGCAGUCACAGUUACCACCUACCUCGCCUCUCCCUGCUCCCUCUCCUUACACUGGUCCCACAGGAGGUCUUACAGAGCGUCGUGAGCCUGAGUCUCGUCCUGCGUCGCCUGUUCGUCGUGCUCGCACUGGUAGUCGUGUCCGUCGUGAGCGUCCUCCUCCUGUCCCAGGCACUCACUACAUGACUCUGCGUCCCUCUACUGCUCCUCAGCGUGUCCCUCUACCGUCUCCUCCUGCUUCCUCUUUGCCUGACGUUCCGGACCCUGAGUCUGACCGGUAUCGUGCUGAGCACCCUACUGUCACGCGUUUCCUUGCUACUGUUGUCACUGACCCUACCUUUGAGUCCUCUGCUGCGUCUGCUCUGGUCGCUGAGUUGGUUGACUUUGCUGCUGCCUGUCGUCUAGACUACGCUGCUAGCCUUGUUGCUGAGUCUGAGUCUGAGUCUGUCUGUCCUCCGUCCGUCGGGGGUGAGUGUGCUCUUGGCACGGACGUCCUUGAGGACAGACAGGAGGAGUUCCAGUGUCUUGCUGCUGCUUUGCCCCGUCUCGUGUCCUUGCUAGUUGCCCCUGAGGGAGACCCGGAUGCACCAGACAUCCCGACCCCGCGCACUUACGCUGAGGCGAUGGCGGGUCCCUACUCCUCUCAGUGGCAGACAGCCAUGGACGCCGAGAUGGCUUCCUGGAAGUCCACACGCACCUACGUCGACGAGGUUCCCCCUCCUGGGGCGAACAUCGUCAGUGGCAUGUGGAUUUUCAGGGUGAAGCGGCCGCCGGGUUCUCCGCCUGUCUUCAAGGCGCGUUACGUGGCUCGAGGCUUCAGUCAGCGAGAGGGAGUUGACUUCUUCCAGACCUUCUUCCCCACCCCGAAGAUGACCACUCUUCGGGUGCUGCUGCACAUAGCCGCUCAGCGCGACUACGAGCUUCACUCACUUGACUUCAGCACUGCUUUCUUGCAGGGCAGCCUGCACGAGGAGAUCUGGCUGCGCCGCCCACCUGGCUUCACUGGGUCGUUUCCUCCUGGUACCCAGUGGAGGCUUCAGCGGCCGGUCUACGGUCUCCGCCAGGCUCCGCGUGAGUGGCACGACACACUGAGGACUACACUUGCGGCUCUUGGGUUCGCGCCUUCUACAGCUGACCCGUCGCUGUUCCUGCGCACCGACACUUCGCUGCCGCCGUUCUACAUCCUCGUGUACGUCGACGACUUGGUCUUUGCCACUGCUGACACUGCAGGACUCGCCUACGUGAAGUCGGAGCUGCAGAGGAGACACACGUGCACAGACCUGGGUGAGCUGACAAGCUAUCUUGGCUUGCGGAUCACCCGGGACAGAGCACGGCGCACCAUCACCCUGACUCAGUCACACAUGGUGCAGCAGGUUCUCCAGCGCUUCCGCUUCACGUACUCCUCGCCUCAGUCCACUCCUCUGCCUACCGGUCACUCGCUCUCAGCUCUGCCUUCGGAUGAGUCCGUAGAGCCGAGUGGCCCGUAUCCAGAGCUUGUGGGCUGCCUCAUGUACCUGAUGACCUGCACUCGACCUGACCUUGCAUACCCUCUUAGCAUCCUUGCACGCUAUGUCGCUCCUGGCCGUCACAGGAAGGAGCACAUGGAUGCCGCUAAGAGGGUGUUGCGCUACUUGUGCAGUACGUCGGGCAUGGGGCUUGUGCUUGGAGGGCGAGACCGAGUUGUUCUCACAGGGCACUCAGACGCUUCUUGGGCAGACGACCAGGCCACUCAGCGGUCGUCUCAGGGUUACACCUUCAGCCUUGGCUCUGGCUCAGUUUCUUGGCGCUCUACACGCUCUUCUUCUGUUCUCGGCUCCAGUUGCGAGGCUGAGAUCUACGCUACAGCCAUGGCUGCCCAGGAGCUACGCUGGCUGACCUACCUGCUGACCGACCUCGGAGAGCGGCCUCGUUCUCCUCCAGUACUGUACGUCGACAACAAGGCUGCCAUUGCCUUGUGUGAGGAGCACAGACUGGAGCACAGAACGAAGCACAUCGCCCUGCGGUACUUCCUUGCUCGAGAGCUGCAGCAGCGCGGUCAGCUUUGUAUUCGCUACGUGGCCACUGAGGCCAACCUUGCUGAUGUGUUCACCAAGGCGCUUCAGCCUCGUGACCAUCAGCGCUUCUGCACUCUACUAGGCCUUGUGCCUACUGGACCUCACUUGCUUACCUCUUGA